AUGGAAGCGGGGGAAAGCACUACGCGGCCGCCGCCUACGCCGUCAGCGCGGCCUGGCGAGUACAUUCAGACGACGGCGACGGGCAACAAGAUCUCGCGACGUGCGAUUAUCUAUGGCGCAAGCAAUAUCGUGCUGGGUGGGAAAUGUACCAUCCAUUCAGAUGUCAUGAUCCGCGGCGAUCUGACACGCGUCGUUCGUGCUACCUCCGAUGGCAGUAUGCCCAAGAACGAGUCGUCCUCGUCGGUCGUCAUCGUCACGGGCCGCUACGUAUCGCUCGGCGAAGGCACGGUCGUGCGCCCCCCCUGCAAGACGUACCAGGGCGUGUUUUCCUACUUUCCCAUGCGCCUCGGCGACUAUGUCCACAUCGGCGCACACUCUGUCAUUGAGGCGGCGCAGAUUGGGCACCGCGUACGUAUCGGAGAUCGCUGCAUCAUUGUGCGGUAA
This is a messenger RNA of Malassezia pachydermatis, 444 nucleotides long. RefSeq lists its product as hypothetical. The transcript is spliced from 3 exons. The record is from RefSeq and is a predicted model, not a curated record. The coding region runs from base 1 to 444 and encodes 147 amino acids. NCBI's taxonomy places the organism in Eukaryota, Fungi, Basidiomycota, Malasseziomycetes, Malasseziales, Malasseziaceae.